CGCAUGCACAGCGUUGCUGGUGAUAUAGGAAAUAAUAAUGGCAUCUCUAGACAGAGUGAAAGUGUUAGUUUUAGGAGAUUCUGGCGUUGGGAAAUCAUCUUUGGUGCAUUUGUUGUGCCACAACCAAGUGUUGGGAAAUCCUUCAUGGACAGUUGGCUGUUCUGUGGAUGUCCGGGUUCAUGACUAUAAAGAGGGAACUCCAGAAGAGAAGACCUAUUACAUUGAACUAUGGGAUGUUGGAGGGUCUGUUGGAAGUGCCAGUAGUGUUAAAAGUACCAGAGCAGUUUUCUACAAUUCUGUUAAUGGUAUUAUUCUAGUGCAUGAUUUGACCAACAAGAAAUCCUCCCAGAAUCUGCAUCGGUGGUCACUGGAAGCACUUAACAAAGACUCCUCUCCAACAGGGGUCAUUGUGUCCAAUGGGGAUUAUGACAGAGAGCAGUUUGCAGAGAACCCCAUUCCCCUCCUGCUAAUUGGCACCAAGUACGACCAGAUCCCUGAAAACAAACGGAAUGACGUCCUGGCCCGCACAGCUUUCCUGUCUGAAGAUUUCAACGCAGAGGAAAUAAACCUGGACUGCACCAAUCCACGGUAUUUUGCAGCAGGCUCUUCUAAUGCUGUGAAACUUAGCAGAUUCUUUGACAAGGUUAUAGAGAAGAGAUACUUCAUUAGAGACCCCUGCCAGACGACAGCCUUCACAGACAAAAAGCGUUUCAACUUCAAGAGCCUUCACUAUGAUUGACUGUGUGUUAUCAUCAUAGAGGCUUGUGGCAUUAGUUCUGUUGGUCUGUGAAACCCACAAACACUGAGUUUCAAUCAUUAGUCUCACUACUGCAUGUCUGUCUCAUAAGGUUUGUAAGGUAAAAUUCUUCUACACUUUUAAGGUAAAAUUUUGCAAGUAAAAAAAAAAGAAAAGAAGAAAGAAUAGAAUAUCUAUAAUAGGUAUUUUAUGUCUGACAUGACCAACAUCUGAGGAGCCUGUAUAUAUUUUUUUAUUUUCCAUUAGGGCUUAAAUCAUAUAUAUCAUAUACAGCGCUCACGUUUCUCUGUUAAUGUUUUGAGUAAGAAUAACGUUAAAUCCUUGCGCUAUAUCUGCCUUGUGUCUGAGAGCAGGUAAUAAGUGAUUAUUACUUUUAUUAAUUUUUUUUUUAAAUUCUUGAUCUUUUUAAUAUAUGCGGUUUCAUUAUUGGCAUCUUUGCUAUAUUAGCAAACUCAGAAUAUUGUUUUCAUGUGUACUAUGUUGUUGACAAAGUUAAUAGAUCAAUAAAGGAAAGUUU
Molecule: messenger RNA, 1274 nt
Organism: Electrophorus electricus (electric eel)
Lineage: Eukaryota; Metazoa; Chordata; Actinopteri; Gymnotiformes; Gymnotidae
Gene: rabl3
Product: RAB, member of RAS oncogene family-like 3
Source: RefSeq, a predicted model, not a curated record